Diplodia corticola is the source of this 2154-nucleotide messenger RNA. Its product is annotated as palmitoyltransferase akr1. The transcript is spliced from 4 exons. Lineage: Eukaryota; Fungi; Ascomycota; Dothideomycetes; Botryosphaeriales; Botryosphaeriaceae. Gene Ontology annotation, cellular component: Golgi membrane. Bases 1 to 2154 code for a protein of 717 amino acids. The record is from RefSeq and is a predicted model, not a curated record. Gene Ontology annotation, biological process: protein palmitoylation. Gene Ontology annotation, molecular function: palmitoyltransferase activity; protein binding.
AUGUCCUCCGCGCCCUCGUCCAGCGCCGACCCCAAGGCCUCGCCCGCCGACCAGCAUGAGAUGAAGGACAUGUCGCAUCCCCAGCCCUCGCUCCCGAUCGAGGAGGAUGUCAUGCAGCUGGCACGUCUCGGCGAGAUUGGCGCCAUCCAGAAGCUCUUUGACUCGGGCAAAUGCGAUGCCACCUACCGCGACGAACAGGACAUCACGCCGCUCCAUUGGGCUGCCAUCAACAACCACUACGCUCUCUGCCACUUCCUCCUCAACUCGGGCGCCGACGUAAACGCACGAGGCGGGGAUGCCGUAGCCACCCCCGUCCUGUGGGCCGCCAAACGCUGCAACUACUACAUCGUGGCCCUGCUCCUCUCGCGCGGCGCCGACCCGUUGCUCACCGACGACCAAGGCUUCAACCUCCUCCACAGUGCGACCCUAGACGGUAAUGUCUUCCAGUUGGUGUUGCUGCUGCACCAGGACCUCCCCAUCGACAUCCCAGACGCUCAGGGCCACACCGCGCUCAUGUGGGCCGCAUACAAAGGCUUCCCCGCUGUUGUCGAGGUUCUCCUGCGCUGGGGCGCAAACGUGUACGCGCGCGACGACCAAGGCUUCACGGCACUACACUGGGCGUUGGUGAAGGGUAGCGUGGGCUGCAUCCAGAAGCUCAUCGAGUACGGGUCGGACCGCUUUGUCGAGAAUAACGACGGCAAGACGCCUGCUAUCACCGCCCAGGACAUGAACACCGGUCGCCAAUGGCACAAGGCCCUUUCUGACUCAGGCUACAACCCCGACGGCACCCCCAAGUACUUUCCGCUGCAGAGCUUCGUCAAGGACCGGAGAGGCUUUCUCAACAAGUUCUUCUUCUUGUGGCCCUUCCUCAUGCUCAUAUGCGUGCUAUAUAUCCUGAGCCAUAUGGUUAUCUACAUCGCUAUCCCCUUAGCUCUUGGAGUCUCGUAUAUCCUGCAGUGGGUCGCGCAGCAGUUGUUGAGAUGGGCACCAGGUGACAUGAAGACCGUACACAAAACACCCUUUCUAUCUGGCGUUUUUGCUGGCACUCUGUUUUGGGCUGGAGUUCGUUACAUUACACACGUUCUACCCUGGACAUUUAAAACCGCCCCCUUCACGAACCUCUGUUUCAUGGUCUUCUACUCCUUGACGGCAUAUUUUUACUUCUUAACGAUGAUUUCAGACCCCGGAUACAUCCCCAAAUCGAGCUCACGGGCUCAACAGAAAGCCGUAAUCGAUGAGCUGCUGGAGGCCCGCAAAUUCGACGAGGCCAACUUCUGCGUGCAUUGCAUGGUCCGUCGUCCACUAAGGAGCAAACACUGCAAACGCUGCAACCGUUGUGUUGCCAAGGAAGAUCACCAUUGCCCCUGGGUCGACAACUGCGUUGCCAACAACAACCACCGCCACUUUGUCAUGUACAUCACCUGCCUAGAGUUUGGAAUCCUCUCACUCGUCCGCUUGGUGCUGGAGUACCUAACAGUGCUGCCGCCACCAACCGAAACGCCCGAGUGCAACGUCCUCGACCCCGAGCUAUGCUCCACCCUCCACAAGGACCCGUUCACCAUCAUCCUCGCCAUCUGGGCCUGUCUCCAAUUGGUCUGGGUCACGAUGCUCCUCGUCGUCCAACUCCUCCAGGUCGCCCGCGCCCAAACCACCUUCGAAGCCAUGCGCCACAACCACGGCCACGGCCCGCCGGACCCGCUCACCUCGUUCAUCACGACGGGCAGCACCUCCGCCGUCGGCGGCCAAGUCGACGCCGCGGGUGCCGGUCCCGCCGGCAGCAGCGCCGGCGGCCCUGGCGGCCCGCGCGGACACCACAAGGCCGGCUGCCUCGAGCAGUGGAAGCGCAUGCUCGGCAUCGACACCUUCAUCGCCACGGCGCUGCACGGCUCCAACGCCCAGGCCGUCCUCGCCCAGCGCCGCGAGAACCCCUUCACCCGCGGCUGCGUCGCCAACUGCCGCGACUUUUGGUGCGACCCGGCGCCCAUGUUCAGGAAGCGCGAGAACGGCGAGGCGGUGCUCGGCGGCGACCGCGUCAACUGGACCAGGGUGUACGAGCCGCCGCCGAAGAUGAAGGCGAGGAGGGGCGGUGGUGGUGGCGGAGACGAUCAGGGUGGGAGGUAUGAGAGCGUUGCGGCUGAGGAGGAGGAGGUGUGA